Klebsormidium nitens is the source of this 1842-nucleotide messenger RNA. Lineage: Eukaryota; Viridiplantae; Streptophyta; Klebsormidiophyceae; Klebsormidiales; Klebsormidiaceae. The record is from the annotation of a GenBank genome assembly.
GCGUUCGUAGAGUCUAGACUCUAGAGACUAGAGUCGGCCCUGGGCCUGGGCUGCACCGAGCAGCAAACAGCGCUCAGGUCCUACUGAGGCUAGAGAGCUACAGCGCGCAGAAGUAGGGAGAGGUGCCCUCUUGGAGACGCCAACUUGGUGGUUUGUUGCUUGGUAGGUGCUUUGGACGAAAUAAGGCGUUGAAAAUGGGGGAUUUCAACGAGUAUGACUAUCUUGAGGCAACAUUGGAGGAUGGUAAGGAGAGGAAUGGAGACAAGGGUCGUACGGAUGACGAAAAAAGGAAGCGGCAUCGCGAGGAUGACAGCCGAGACGAGCGGAAAUCCUCACGGCCUCGGUCUCGAACCAGGUCGCCCCGGAAAGAACGGGAGCGGGAGCGGGGCAGUUACAGGGAUAGACGAGAUUAUGGGGGGAAGAGGAAGAAGUCUCCAGAACCAGAACCAGAGGUGGAUCCGGAGCGCGACCAGAGGACUGUUUUUGCAUACCAGAUCAGCUUGAAGGCUGAUGAACGGGAUCUCUAUGAGUUCUUUUCAAGAGCAGGAAAGGUGAGAGACAUCCGGCUCAUCGUUGAUCGGAACUCCAGGCGGCACAAGGGGGUUGGGUACAUUGAGUUCUAUGACGUGAUGUCAGUGCCCAUGGCCAUCGCCUUGUCAGGUCAACUGAUCAAGAAUGUGCCGGUCAUGGUGAAGCCAUCGGAGGCUGAGAAGAAUCUCGUGCAGCCUUCAGGAGCUGUUAACAUGAUUGGAGCAGGUGCGGGAGCCUUUACAGGCGGCCAGCGGCGCCUGUAUGUAGGCAAUUUGCACUUCAACAUGACGGAGGAGCAGCUGAAGCAGGUGUUCGAGCCUUUUGGUCCGGUUGAGCUUGUGCAGCUGCCUUUGGAUCCUGAGACGAAUCAGUGCAAGGGCUUCGGAUUUGUGCAGUACAUCAAUCUGGCAGAUGCACAGAUUGCUAUGCAGAAUCUGAAUGGGCUUGAGCUGGCAGGACGCGCUAUCAAGGUAGCCCCUGUGGCUGAAGGUGCCGGCGCAGGCGAUGGGGCGGGGGAGAUCGAUGACGAUGAUGGUGGAGGCUUGGCCUUGAACGCUCGCUCAAGGGCCCUGCUGAUGCAGAAGCUCGACAGGACAGGCAUGGCAGCCGUGGUACCUCCUCCGGCGCCUCUGGCGGGCAUCCCUCUCAUGGGGGCUCCGAUUCCCCACGCUCAGAAACCAAUCGGCCUUCCAUCGCAGUACCUGCUGCUCGAGAAUAUGUUUGAUCCUGCCAAGGAGACUGAACCAGACUGGGACCUCGACAUCGCUGAUGACACGAAGGAAGAGUGCUCGAAAUAUGGAGCGGUGAAGCACAUUUUCGUGGACAAGAACAGCAUGGGACAUGUGUAUCUGAAGUUUGAUGCAACCACUUCUGCCCAGAAUGCGCAGAAAGCUUUGCACGGCAGGUGGUUUGCGGGAAAACAGAUUUCUGCAACUUUCUUGGUCCCUCUCAACUAUGUAACCCGCUUCCCAGAAGCUGUGAACGCGUAAGUCUGGUGUGCGGAGUAACUUCCGUUUAGUUGACUUAGUUCUCAGUCAGGUCCUCGACACGUUUUGUCUGUUGACGGAAAGAAGAGCAGCUGUCGUCAAGGCGAAACAAAUUCUUUCACUCUGACCCGAGGGGCAUGCUGUGGAGUCUGCCAUGGAUAUUUUUAAGUAGGUGUGACGUCGGUCUUGGUUUGAAAGUACAAGACUUGGAACAAGGACUGGGGGGUCUGAAUACUUUCACAGGGGCGCUUUUCUGUUUGUAACACCUGGCAAUGUUGUUUCAUUGUUCAAACGGAAAAGCAUUUUUGAAUCUUGGUAAGCAAGC